Messenger RNA from Plenodomus lingam JN3, 528 nucleotides. The record is from RefSeq and is a predicted model, not a curated record. NCBI's taxonomy places the organism in Eukaryota, Fungi, Ascomycota, Dothideomycetes, Pleosporales, Leptosphaeriaceae.
AUGCCACCACAUCACUUUGCAGCAUUCACGUCACGGGCGUACGGCGCGAAUGGCGAGACAUUCACCUACCAGGAUGAGCGGGGUGCCUUCAUUGGCGGCUUUCCGCUAUAUGUGCAGCAUCCGCGAAUCGCCCUGGCGCACAACGAGCUCGCCGUCGCCGUCUUUCACCUAGCCGCGCCCGAGCGGGUCAGGAACAUGACCACGCUGGCCGUCGCAGGGCACUUCCAAGCUGCCAGCGAGAUGUCCAGUCAGAGCAACCGAUACGUCAAGAAGGCCAUCGUGACGGCUUCGGAGGCGCAGGCGUUGAUGGCGGGGAACAAGCCUGAGUCGCUAGAGGGUCCGUGCAGCGUGGCGCUGGAAGUCACCAGCCACCUCCUCUCCGCUUCGGGCCGGCUUCCGGAUCCUUUGUGGGAUGCCUGCGUGGAGGCAUUGGGCGAGGACGCUUUCUUCGGUCUUCUCCAUUCUCUUGCCUUUUACGCCUGGCUAUGUGUCGGAGUCAAUGCCCUCGAUGUUCCCGUCCCAGCCUGA